Molecule: messenger RNA, 1198 nt
Organism: Mya arenaria
Lineage: Eukaryota; Metazoa; Mollusca; Bivalvia; Myida; Myidae
Exons: 3
Coding region: 88-1029 (313 amino acids)
Source: RefSeq, a predicted model, not a curated record
AUGCUGAAAUUAGCUAGUGCCGUUUUGUAAAUAAAUAAUAUUACUGACGGCUAAAUCAGAAGUCCUCUGGCGACGGACGGCGACAGGAUGGAGACGGAGGACCAGGAGGAGAGCGACUGGCAGCCGGUGAAGCCGCAAACGCUCAUUCAGGGUCUUAAGUGCCCAGUAUGCUGGGAUUACUUUGUAAACCCGCACACGCUGCCGUGUGGGCAUACAUUCUGUGUCAGAUGCCUUCAGAGCCUGGCGCGGCUCACCCGUAGCUCCAGGACACGGACGCCCUUGGACCGCCUGCGCCUCCGUUGUCCCUCCUGUCGAAGGAACGCUCUGGCCCGCCCCUUCCUCCGGCGCCGGGCGUCCGUCAACUACGCAAUCAAAGGUCUCGUCGACGAGUGGUUCAACUCGCCAUAUUUCUCUGGCAGCGUUGAUUUUAUCCAGCUAAGGUCAGUCAGUUGCCAAACAGAACAUGAUGUCGUAAAUGAGGCCAUAGAUGACGUCAAAGAGGAGGUCAAAGAAGACGAUCCUGACAAAAGCAUAACGUUGCUAAGCAGCAGGACUGACGUCAUUUCGUCGACAGAGUUUCGUCAAGUACUUUUUCAUAGAAUCGGAUCGAAAGCGAGUAUAGACAGUGAAAGAAAAGGACAACUGCACGUUGAAGAGACGCCAUCAGAUGACGUCGAUAACGCCGUUUCUGACGUCACGGCGACGUCAAGCGAUGAAUCUGAAGAGUCGGAAAAUGAGAUAGCAGAGUUAUUCGGGGACAUACAAGUUGUGAACGUUGAACACGCGCCCUUCAGACGUUUACGGCGUUUUGACGUCGCGUCCAUAGCAAACGUUCUGAAGCUUUUCUUUGGAGAAAUUAAGCACAUUUUCAUAGCAAUUCGAUCUUCAAGAAGUCGGACACUAUUGACAAUAUUUUGGUUUCUGUACGGAGGACUAAUAGUCAGCAUUUCGAGAAUUUUUCUACCAUGGAUGGCGUUCUAUACCCUUAUUUACUUUGUCAUCAUUUAUGCAGAAAUUACCCCGCCAUAAUUUCUGCGUUGAGUACAUGCUGAUCAUUUGAACAAGGUCGCUACAAGGUCGAUUUGGUUGACAAUUUAUCAUUGACAGUCGAUGUAGUUGUUCGUGAAGUUUAAGCUCAAAUUCACUAAUAUUUAUCUUACAAUCAGUUUUACCUACAAGGUCAUACGACCAUGAUAAA